This is a messenger RNA of Dictyostelium discoideum AX4, 1128 nucleotides long. It is a transcript of the gene carB, whose product is annotated as G-protein-coupled receptor. The transcript has 2 exons. Gene Ontology annotation, cellular component: membrane. The record is from RefSeq and is a predicted model, not a curated record. Gene Ontology annotation, molecular function: G protein-coupled receptor activity; cAMP binding; transmembrane signaling receptor activity. Gene Ontology annotation, biological process: G protein-coupled purinergic nucleotide receptor signaling pathway; G protein-coupled receptor signaling pathway; signal transduction. Lineage: Eukaryota; Evosea; Eumycetozoa; Dictyosteliales; Dictyosteliaceae. Bases 1 to 1128 code for a protein of 375 amino acids.
AUGACUAUUAUGUCAGAUAUUAUCGCACAAAGAACAAUCUUGCUAAUCGCGGAUUUUUCAUCGAUUAUUGGAUGUUCUUUGGUUUUAAUUGGAUUUUGGAGGUUAAAACUUUUACGUAAUCACAUUACAAAAAUUAUAUCAUUAUUUUGCGCAACUUCUCUAUUUAAAGAUGUAAUAUCAACAAUUAUCACAUUACUGUAUAAACCCGACCAAACAGAAUCUGGUUUUCCUUGUUAUCUUCAUGCAAUAGUAAUUACUUUUGGUUCAUUAGCAUGUUGGCUUUGGACUCUUAUGUUAUCAUUUAGUAUUUAUAAUUUAAUAGUAAGAAGAGAACCAGAACCAGAAAGAUUUGAAAAAUUUUAUUUUUGUCUUUGUUAUGGAUUACCAUUGAUUAGUACGAUUGUUAUGUUAUCAACACAUAUUAUUCAACCAGUUGGUGGUUGGUGUUGGAUUGGUGAUAACUAUGAUGGGUAUAGAUUUGGAUUAUUUUAUGGGCCAUUCUUUUUCAUUUGGGGAACAUCAGCAAUUUUGGUUGGAUUAACAUCGAAAUAUACAUACUCUGUAAUACGUAGUAGUGUAUCUGAUAAUAAGGAUAAACAUAUGACCUAUCAAUUUAAAUUGAUAAAUUAUAUCGUUGUAUUUUUGGUUUGUUGGGUAUUUGCAAUCGUUAAUCGUAUUCUAAAUGGUUUAAAUCAAUUUCCAACGGUUCCAAAUGUUUUACACACCUAUUUCAGUGUUUCCCACGGUUUCUAUGCUUCCAUCACUUUUAUUUACAAUAAUCCAUUGAUGUGGCGUUACUUUGGUGCAAAAUUCUUAUUGAUCUUUAGUAAAUUUGGUUUAUUUGUUCAAGCUCAACAACGUUUGGAAUUAAAUAAAAAUAAUAAUAAUCCAUCACCAAUUAUGAGAUCAAAGAAUGCUCUAGAUAAUGGUGCCGACUCUUCGGUUGUAGAAUUACCUUGUCUCUCAAAAGCUGAUUCUUUAUCACUUGAUGCUGAAAAUAAUAUUGAAACUCCAAAAGAAAAUGAAAAUCAAAAUCAUCAUCAUCAUCAUCAUCAUCAUCAUCAUCAUAAUCAUUAUAAUAAUAAUAAUAACAAUAAUAAUAUAAAUAAUAAAAAUGAUAUGAUUUAA